Nymphaea colorata (pocket water lily) is the source of this 513-nucleotide messenger RNA. RefSeq lists its product as uncharacterized. The coding region runs from base 1 to 513 and encodes 170 amino acids. Lineage: Eukaryota; Viridiplantae; Streptophyta; Magnoliopsida; Nymphaeales; Nymphaeaceae. The transcript has a single exon. The record is from RefSeq and is a predicted model, not a curated record.
AUGAAGCUGCAAUCCAAGGCACUGGGCCGAGCUGCCAAGAAAGCCGAAAAGGAGGCAGCUACCUACCAGAAAAAAGCCAAGGAGGUUUUGAAGAAGAACAAUGAGGAAGCUGCUAAGAUGUAUCUUAUGAGUGCAGCUGCCAAAACAAAAGAAGGUAAACUUUUUUUCAAUUUAGCCCAAAACUGCGAACGAACUGCAAUGAAGAUGGAGUUCAUGUGCGGGCAAAUAAAAUCGAUGAGAAACAACGAGGCAUAUAUUAAUGCCUUUUCGGCAUUGACCCAGGCCGCCACCCAGCAGAUGGGCAACUUCGACGCAGCCACUAUGGCCAACCAGAUGGAGGUCUUCAACAACAAAAUGGAUGAAAUGAUGAUUAAUGGCAAGAUGAUCACCGAAAUCAUGAACACCAACGAAACACAGACCGAUGGAAUGGUCGAAGAGAUGAAAGAGGCCCUUCAGCAAGAGAUUGCCCUUGAGGAGAAGAAUAAAUUAAUGGAGCAGGUGAAGAAAGAAUAG